Molecule: messenger RNA, 2387 nt
Organism: Styela clava
Lineage: Eukaryota; Metazoa; Chordata; Ascidiacea; Stolidobranchia; Styelidae
Source: RefSeq, a predicted model, not a curated record
UGGUCGUGAGGCUUUUAUGAUGUAUAAGUCGUGCUAAUUAUUACAUAUUAUAUUAUAGAUUAUAACAUUCAUAGAUAUUAUAUUGGAACCAAAGCAGCGGUGAACAAAAAUUAAUGGCUUUGAGAAGUGUGCUCUACCCUCGUCCGUUCAAGUUUGUGAUUGUCGGAGCACCUGGAUCAGGAAAAACAACUUUGAUACGGAAAUUCGUGGCAGGAUUUUCUGAAGAGAAUGAUCCAAACGAUGGAGAAGAGGAAGAAUUGUCAAAAAAUGCUCAAACAAAUUUCUUGUGCAACUUGAAUCAUCUAACUCUAAAAACGACAGUAAAACACGUAUGCAAAAACGGAUCGUCAGUGGCCAUGACAAAAAAUGAUAUCACCCGUCGUCUCUGGGUGAAAAAACAUUCCAGACAUUUCGUCAGACGAAAUAUCGUUCUCACGGAAAAUGAUAAACGAGACAUUAUUUGGGAUGAAAUAUUUGUUUACAUACAAAGGCCAUUUCGAGGCGUAGAUGGCAGACGAGGAUGUCGGUCAUUUUCGGCAUCGACUAAAACUGAGGACUUGAAAAAAGCUGAUAUAGAAGAUCUCAAAGCGGAGAGUGAUGGAGGAACUGCAAAAGCUGCACCAAGAAAAUCGUCCAGAAAACGUCGAAGCAAACGAUCAACUAUCGCUAAUGAUAAGCUGGAUUCGUCCAAAAGAACGUCACUUCUUGGACGAGCAUUACACGAAAGGUUGACGAACUCUGACAUCGCGGAAAUGGAUGUGGAAAUAUGGGAUACGGGCGAAGGUGAAAGUCAUUGGCAUCAGUGGUACAAUUGCUCGGGGGCAGACGCUGUGCUACUUUGUGUUCCAAUGGCAUCCAUUUUGGGAUCCGAAAGCUAUGAAAAUUCUGAGGCAAACAAAAGUGACGUCAAAAUAGCGGACGACCUGAAAGAAUUUGUUCCGGAAGAAUUCUUAAAUUCUCGUAAAAUUAAUGAAAAAGGUCUCGUGCCUCCGGUAAUCUUAGUUGGUACAAAAUCAGAUCUGUGUGGAAGCCGAAUCUCCCACUGCAGCGUCUUUGACGACACAGAUAUUGAGGAUUCUAUUGGACUGGAUCUUGCGAAAGAAAUUGGAUGUUGCGACUUUGUUCGAUGUUCUGGUUCUCGAGGUUGGGGAAUGUCUGCUUUGUUUGAAACAGCCUUUGCCGUUUCGCUGACCAGCGAUGGCAGUUAUCGAGCUUCGACGAGAAAGGAAGUCAUUGAAUCGAUUCCCAGCGAUGUUGAUAGCGUAAUGGCACAGGAAGUAGCUCAACCCACGUAUUUCAGAGUUCAUUCAUUUCAAAAAGAUUCCAAACCUCCGAUUAUUAGUAUAACAAAACACGACAAUACAAACACAAAAGAUGUCGUGAGAUUAUCACACCAUGGCUCAGCAGUACAGAGGUCAAGCACACCAAAGAAGCAACCGCCACAAAUAUUUUUUCCUCCACCUCCAGAAUAUUCUCCGCCGUCUACAUGUCCGCCAUCUUCGACUUCAUCUCGUCUAUGUUCCGAUAAAUCUUCGUCUCUGGAAUCUUUGACUGACAUACAACUUCAUGGAAUCUCACAUAUAACUCAGUCUCCUUCAAAAAAUAUGACCGGGAGUACUAUAUCAGAAUCUGAAAAGGGACUGACUCCUCCUAUACCAGCGCCGAGAAGAAAACGAAACAAGGAAAAUAGGAAUCUCGACAAAAAGCCGUCGAUCAAAAAAGAUCAACACGAUGAAGCUUCGCUUAGUACCGAUGUUGAGUUACCACCAACUUCCAAAUCUAGAUCUCGUUCUCAAUCUUCGUUGUCCAGUACAAAAUUAUCGCGACGUGAGAGGCGGGAAAGCGUUUUUCUGAAAUUUAUUCAGAUUUAGAUGGCAAACAAUUUUAUUUUUAUUUUCAAGCAAACAUAAUGUUUACAAUGAAAUCAAUACUGUGUAAAGUUAGCAUAUGUAAAAUUGUACUUUAAAGCCCAGUCAAGAUGUAUUAUUUUUGUAUAAUGAACUACACCUUAACGCAUGCUGGCUGCGUUUUCCAUGGGCUCGCGAUAGUCUUCUGAAUACAAAUUCUGACUAUAAUACAACAUCAGUACACCGUUGAACUGUUCUCCUCAAGUCAAAUUUUGAAUAUUUAUUUCAUUUUUCUACCGAUUUAUUGCGUUUACUUAUUCUACGCUCAUCAAUUGAAUCCAGCCGUACAACAACAAUAUUCGUUACAAAAAUUAGUUUAAUAAAAGCAUAACUUUUGGUAAAUCGUCAUAAGUUUACUAACUACAUCAUAAAACAUCUAGCGAGUAUUUCAUGAAGUUAUCUUAUCUGGAGUUUAUUAUGAUUAUAUUGUGCCAAAAUGUAAAAAUAUAAAAACAAUGAAUAAACAUUUAUAAUUAUUGA